This is a messenger RNA of Chrysochloris asiatica (Cape golden mole), 627 nucleotides long. RefSeq names its product suppressor of IKBKE 1 (gene SIKE1). NCBI's taxonomy places the organism in Eukaryota, Metazoa, Chordata, Mammalia, Afrosoricida, Chrysochloridae. The coding region runs from base 16 to 627 and encodes 203 amino acids. The transcript is spliced from 5 exons. The record is from RefSeq and is a predicted model, not a curated record.
GGUCGUGAAUCCGCUAUGACCUGCACCAUCGAAAAGAUCCUUACAGAUGCCAAGACACUAUUGGAGAGGCUGCGGGAGCACGAUGCAGCUGCCGAGUCACUGGUGGAUCAGUCAGCGGCACUGCACCGGCGGGUAGCAGCUAUGCGGGAGGCGGGGGCAGCGCUUCCGGACCAGUAUCAAGAGGAAGCAUCCGAUAUGAAGGACAUGUCCAAAUACAAGCCUCACAUUCUCCUUUCCCAAGAGAACACACAGAUUAGAGACUUGCAACAGGAAAACCGAGAGCUAUGGAUUUCCUUGGAGGAACACCAGGAUGCCUUGGAGCUCAUCAUGAGCAAGUACCGGAAACAGAUGUUACAGUUAAUGGUUGCCAAAAAAGCAGCAGAUGCUGAACCAGUCCUGAAAGCUCACCAGUCUCAUUCUGCUGAAAUUGAAAGUCAAAUUGACAGGAUCUGUGAAAUGGGAGAAGUGAUGAGGAAAGCAGUUCAGGUGGAUGAUGACCAGUUUUGUAAAGUUCAGGAAAAACUAGCUCAAUUAGAGCUCGAAAAUAAGGAACUUCGAGAAUUAUUAUCCAUCAGCAGUGAGUCCCUUCAAGUCAGGAAAGAAGACUCAAUGGACACUGCUUCUUAG